AAAAAAAAACAGAAAUAAAUUGUACUAAUUUGAGAACUUUGAAUCUGUAAUUUGGGUAAAUCGAAAUUACAGAGCAUAGCGUUUGACGUGCAUGAAGCAGGUGGGUAGCAAUCUCUCAGAAGCCAUCAUUCAUUGGAACACUCAACAAUGCUAGAUCCAGCCACUGAACUGCUGCCACCACCAUCUUCACCCACCAAUUCAUCCAUUUCCUCCUCUGAUCUUGACACCGAGUCUACGGGAUCCUUCUUCCAUGACAGAAGCACCACACUGGGCACUCUUAUGGGUGUCAGCUUCCCGGCUAUUACCUUCAGAGCCUCCGACAGCCAUCCACAUUCAACCAUCUCCGCUGCCGCCGCCGUGGCUGGCCCCCAGAGGGCUGCAGAGUCUAAGAAGAAGAAGGCCAUCGUGGCUGCGGAGCGGCGGCGGAAGUGGUGGUGGCUGUGCAGGGAUGGCGACGCGAGGCCGGCUUCUCUCGGUGAGUUUCUUGAGGUGGAACGGCGUUGCGGCGAUGGCGCGUUUUUUGGUACGGCGGCGGAACUUGAAGGAAUGGUGAUGGAUUCGCCAAGGAACCACGGCCGGGCUUUGUUUUCCGACGGGAGGGUUCUUCCUCCGUCGAGCGUUGACGAAGGAGCAUCGACGGCGGGAAGUAUUUGCAGUAGAUUUCCAGUUUUGCUCACCGGGAUCUGCAGCGGCGGCGCCGGAUAAGAUUGAGUUUGAAUUUUGAUUUUUUUUUCCUUUUUUCUAAUAAACUGAAGAGAGAAAUAAAAAAUGGAUGAUAAUAUUUUUCUAUAA
This is a messenger RNA of Vigna angularis (adzuki bean), 792 nucleotides long. RefSeq lists its product as uncharacterized. Bases 148 to 705 code for a protein of 185 amino acids. NCBI's taxonomy places the organism in Eukaryota, Viridiplantae, Streptophyta, Magnoliopsida, Fabales, Fabaceae. The record is from RefSeq and is a predicted model, not a curated record. The transcript has 3 exons.